AAAGAUGGUCAGAACUGCUGUUCGGCGCAGCUCUUGGGUGGGGAUGGUGCGAGCCACAUUGUGAGAUAAAGAUACACGAACCCCAUGCAAUUCAGAGAGUGUCCUGUAGGAUACGAUAUGUCCCCUCCCUCUGACUUGCACUCAGGGGGUGGGAGGAGUGCUUGACGUGACCGUGCCUGCAGUCAGGAGAAACAGACAUUUUUUUCCUCUCUCUCUCUCUCUUCCCCCUCCUUCCCUCAAAUGCAGUUCGCUCCUCUGCUUCAGAUUUGAGCCGCAGCUUGGAAGAUUUGGGAGGCUGAAGCAGGAUGAGAGAUUGCAGGGGAGCCGGACACAAGGCGAGCCAGUGAGGAAGUGCUCCCAGUUCAGGCUGCCUAUCCCACCACAAUCUCUCCCCCUCCCCAGCUCCCCACCUCCCCAGCCUUUCCUCUCACUCCCCCAACAGCACACCACAGGCUCGGAGUCGCUGCCUGCAUUUUCUGAGCUGGAACCUUCGCCUUUACAACUACAUCCUCUCUCUCUCUCUCCUAUAUAUAGGACAGCUUUUCAAAGGGAACCUCUCACAAUGGAACUGAGUAAAUAAGCUGAGCGAUUGAGGAAAAGGAGCAGCGUUUGUGUCUAUCUCUGCUCUCUAUUCCCCCCCCCCCAAAAAAAAACAGGCCAGUAGGGGGAGAAAGAGGAGGUGGGUUUUAUUUUAUUUUCAAGCGAUUUCACAGCGUGAACCUGACACAGUGUGUGACUUGGAGAGAUUCCCAGAUCUCUCUCUCUCUCUCUCACUCACACACACACACAGCUCCUGAAGCUGUAACCGAGUGAGUGAGGGGAAAAGAGUUUAACAGCCCUCGGGACUGACGAGAGGAGCUAGUGCUGCGAACUGGAGCCGGCAGACAGGAUGUCAUCUCAAGCAAAAUUCAAAAAGGACAAAGAGAUCACCACGGAAUACGAGACCCAGGUCAAAGAAAUCCGAGCCCAGUUGGCGGAGCAGCUGAAGUGCCUGGAGCAGCAGUCGGAAUCCCGUCUCCAGCUUCUUCAGGACCUGCAAGAAUUUUUCCGCAGGAAGGCAGAGAUCGAGGUGGAGUACUCGCGGAGCCUGGACAAACUGGCGGAAAGGUUUGCGGCAAAGAUUCGCAGCUCCAAGGAACACCAGCAGUUCAGGAAAGACCAACAUCUCCUCUCCCCAGUGAACUGCUGGUACCUGGUUCUCAACCAAACUCGACGAGAGAGCAAGGACCACGCCACACUCAAUGAUAUUUACACAAACAACAUCAUUGUCCGCCUGAUGCAGAUCAGUGAAGAUGUGAUACGGCUCUUCAAAAAGAGUAAGGAAAUUGGCCAACAAAUGCACGAGGAGCUGCUGAAGGUCACCAAUGAGCUGUACACUGUCAUGAAGACGUACCACAUGUACCAUGCAGAGAGCAUCAGUGCGGAGAGCAAACUGAAGGAGGCGGAAAAACAGGAAGAGAAGCAGUUCAGCAAAUCGGGAGACAUGAGCGUGAACUUGCUGCGACAUGAGGACAGGCCUCAGCGCCGUAGCUCCGUCAGGAAGAUCGAGAAGAUGAAGGAGAAGCGUCAAGCCAAGUAUUCGGAAAACAAACUGAAGUGCACCAAAGCCAGAAAUGACUACCUGCUUAACCUAGCAGCGACGAAUGCUGCUGUGGCUAAAUACUACAUCCACGAUGUCUCUGACCUGAUUGAUUGCUCCGAUUUGGGAUUCCAUGCCAGCCUGGCCCGUACUUUCAGGACCUUCCUGUCAGCAGAAUAUAACCUGGAGACGUCUCGGCAUGAGGGGCUGGAUAUCAUUGAGAAUGCAGUGGACAGCCUGGACGCGCGAAGUGACAAACACAAGGUCAUGGACAUGUACAACCAGAUCUUCUGUCCACCCACCAGGUUUGAAUUCCAGCCGCACAUGGGCGAUGAGGUCUGUCAGGUGAGUGCCCAGCAACCAGUACAAACAGAACUUCUCAUGAGGUACCACCAGCUGCAAUCCCGCCUGGCCACCCUGAAGAUCGAGAAUGAAGAGGUCAGGAAGACACUGGAUGCCACCAUGCAAACUCUGCAGGACAUGCUAACAGUAGAGGACUUUGACGUGUCUGACGCGUUCCAUCACAGCCGAUCCACCGAGUCUGUCAAAUCUGUUGCCUCCGAGACCUACAUGAGCAAACUUAACAUUGCCAAGAGGCGAGCCAACCAACAGGAGACAGAGAUAUUCUACUUUACGAAAUUUAAGGAAUACUUGAACGGAAGUAACCUGAUCACAAAGCUGCAAGCCAAGCACGACCUACUAAAGCAAACACUGGGGGAAGGUGAGAAGGCCGAAUGUGGGACUUCAAGGCCCCCAUCGCUUCCCCCUAAGCCACAGAAAAUGAGGAAGCCUAGGCCUCGCUCACAGUAUAAUCAUAAAUUGUUUAAUGGCGAUAUGGAGACGUUCAUACAGGACUCUGGACAACCCAUCCCACUUGUGGUGGAGAGCUGUAUUCGAUUCAUUAAUCUCUAUGGCCUACAACAGCAGGGUAUUUUCCGUGUUCCAGGCUCUCAGAGUGAAGUCAAUGACAUCAAGAACGCCUUUGAGAGAGGUGAGGACCCCCUCAUGGAUGAUCGCAAUGAGCAUGACAUCAACUCAGUCGCUGGGGUCCUGAAGCUGUACUUCCGUGGCCUGGAAAACCCACUCUUCCCCAAGGAGAGGUUCCUGGAUUUAAUCUGCUCCAUUAAGAUCGAGAGCGCUAUUGAGAGGACUCAUCACCUCCAGCAGAUCAUCGUGACCCUCUCACGGACAGUCAUUAUCGUGAUGAGAUAUCUUUUUGCCUUCCUCAACCAUCUGUCCCAGUACAGUGAUGAGAAUAUGAUGGACCCCUAUAACCUGGCCAUCUGCUUUGGCCCCACCUUGAUGCCAAUCCCUGACGGUCAAGACCCUGUCUCCUGCCAGGCACACGUCAACGAGGUCAUCAAAAGUAUCAUUGUGAACCAUGAGGGGAUCUUCCCAAGCCACAAGGAGCUGGAAGGACCGGUGUACGAGAAGUGUAUGACCGGAGGGGAGGAAUACUGUGACAGUCCUCACAGUGAGCCUGGUACCAUUGAUGAAGUGGACCAUGACAAUGGCACUGAACCACACACCAGCGAUGAUGAGAUGGAGCAGAUCGAAGCCAUUGCUAAGUUUGACUAUGUCGGCCGCUCACCCCGAGAGUUGUCAUUUAAGAAAGGGGCAUCACUACUGCUGUACCACCGGGCAUCCGAGGAUUGGUGGGAAGGACGACACAAUGGAUUGGAUGGUCUGAUACCCCAUCAGUACAUCGUGGUACAGGACAUGGAUGAUGCCUUCUCGGACAGCUUGAGCCAGAAGGCGGACAGUGAGGCCAGCAGUGGCCCACUUCUGGAUGACAAGGCCUCUUCGAAGAAUGACCUCCAGUCCCCGUCUGACCACUUGCCAGAGUUUUCCUUUGGUGGGAUCCUGGGCAGGGUACGGUUGAGGUCCGAUGGCGCUGCAAUUCAGCGACGUCGCAGUGGUGGGGAUGCUCACAGCCCAGUCAGAGGGUCAGGGCCGGGCAUUGACACACCUCCCCGGGCCGGAGCAUGUCCCAGCAGCCCCCACAAGAUCACUGUCAACCGGGGCAGGAUGGAGAGCCCGGAGAAGAGGCGCCUGGCCACCUUUGGGAGUGCCGGCAGCAUCAAUUACCCAGACCGGAAGAACCUUGGGGAUGGCCAACUCAUGAGGCAGACGUCAGCGUCCACCCGCCACAGCAGUCUCGGAGAUCACAAGGCCCUGGAGACGGAAGCACUGGCUGAGGACAUUGAGAAGACCAUGAGCACCGCGCUCAACGAGCUGCGCGAGCUGGAGAGGCAGAACACAGUGAAGCAAGCCCCCGACGUGGUGCUCGACACCCUGGAGCAGAUGAAGAACCCGCAGUCAGGUGCCGUCAACUCUGAGCCAGCCAGCCCGCUCCACACCAUCGUCAUCCGUGACCCCGACGCCGCCAUGAGGCGCAGCUCCAGCUCGUCCAGCGAGAUGAUGACCACCUUCAAGCCGGCCCUGUCGGCCAGGCUGGCGGGCUCGCAGCUCCGGCCCCCGCCCACGAGGCCCGCCAGGCCUGUGAUCCAGCACCGCUCCAGCAGCAGCGGCAGCAGCUCUGGGCUGGGCAGCCCGGCCCUCACCCCCACUGAGAAGGUGUUUCCCAAUGGCGCAUCAGACAAGUCGGGCACCAUGUGACCUGAGCCAGCCUGGCUUCUCGCUUGCUCUCUCUCUCUCUCGCCCAUGACAGAGGAGGCCACUUUGGCCUACUUGGCUGGGAGGGUCUCGGGCCUAACCUCCAGUCUGGAGCGCCACCUGGAUGCAGGAAGGAAGCCUUCCAAGAUUAGAACUGCUUUAUUCCCUUCCUUUUUUGUUAAAGAAAAAGAUAUAUAUACUUGAAGUAAACAUGCAGCCGUUAUUUCUCCUAGUGAUACGGGGGUUGCCCGUAGCAACAAGUCAGCACUGGAAAAUGUAUCCACGUAUAAAUAGAUAUAUAAUAUAAAGAAAAGGACUCCAUUUCAGGGUUACCUCGGACACCGACCCUUCCUUCUGUGAGCUCAGACGAGCUGCCAACCAAGCAAUACAAGGAGAUUGUCUUCAUGUGAGUGAAGGGCAGACACGAGGAAAAGAAAAAGGGGAGAGCAGAGAAAAAGGAGUAAAAAGAAAAGGAGGAUGCAUUGUCUCGGCUCGCUGUUGAGCCGUGACUGAAGAAGGUUGGCCACGUAGGCCUGGAGUUUGGCCUUUUUUGCUCUGUCAGGAGCCCACUCGUCCGACUGUUCAGGUUUCAUGCUGCAGGUCAAACUCCUCCUGCACCUGGGAUCGACGUGUAUGUACAUAGAGGAGGACAAAUAAAACCUCGGUCCUGCUGCUGCUUCAGUGAGCGGAGACGAAGUAUAAAUAUUGUAGCACAGUAUUACAAUUCAAUAAUUAAUAAAUAACGCAGUUGUUACUCAAUGCAGCAUAACAUAAUAAUAUGGAAAUUAGGCAGAGUCUGUGGUUAAAAUAUGUAGUUUAACUUAUCCUACCUUUUGUGAAUUAAUCAAUGUAGUAUUCUUUUUGUAAGAAAAUGUUUUCGAUGUACAAAGUGUUACUAAAACAGGCAAAGGGACUACGUGACAUUUG
Molecule: messenger RNA, 5122 nt
Organism: Rhincodon typus (whale shark)
Lineage: Eukaryota; Metazoa; Chordata; Chondrichthyes; Orectolobiformes; Rhincodontidae
Gene: srgap3
Product: SLIT-ROBO Rho GTPase activating protein 3
Exons: 22
Coding region: 890-4198 (1102 amino acids)
Biological process (GO): negative regulation of cell migration; signal transduction
Cellular component (GO): cytoplasm
Molecular function (GO): protein binding
Source: RefSeq, a predicted model, not a curated record